AUGGCGGCCCAGAGGGCCCUGAGGCUGCAGGUGCCCGACCCCCCGGCCGGGGCAGACGCGGGGCCCGCUCCCUCGGGAAAAGGCCCUGAGGCGGCCCCCGGGGCGGCCAGCGCCCCUCAGCAGGGUGGCCCUGAGGGGAUGAAGGGCGCCCAUGAGGUGAUGAAGGGCACCCAUGAGGGGAUGAAGGGCACCCAAGCCACCAGCAGCAAAGGCACGGCGUGCAGGGGAGCUCCGCCACCUCCCAGCGGCCCUCCCUUCUGGGACUACGCUCACCCUGCUUUUCCUCCAGAAUACAUGGUCAACCCAGAACACCUGGAGAGAGAACCUCCAAAAGUGUACUCUGGGUGUUCUGGAGUAUAUCCUUACCAUGCAUUUCCUAUGGGAUUUGCCAUCAAUCAGCCAAGCUGUAGGGGGGCACCAUCACCUCCAGGGAUAUCACUUCAGAGAGGUUUCCGACACAUUCCUAGCCACUAUGGACCAGGGAAUGCAGCUUCUGUGUCAAUUCCAGAUGGAGGUGGAGAUUUCCAUCAAGGAUACUACACUCCUCUGCCUCAGUUCAUCCCACCAAAUUUUCUUCCAGGGAUUCACUACAUUCCACCUCCCCUUUCACUGAACAUGGUGGCUGAAACAACCAAGGAGGCACACGCUGCUGAAGCUGACAGUCAGGAUUCAGGGGUGGUUCAUGAGCCUGGCCAACCAUCUUCUCCAGAAGAAACCAACAGAGACCAAGCUGUAUACUCUAAACAGUAA
Molecule: messenger RNA, 750 nt
Organism: Chaetura pelagica (chimney swift)
Lineage: Eukaryota; Metazoa; Chordata; Aves; Apodiformes; Apodidae
Gene: DMRTB1
Product: DMRT-like family B with proline-rich C-terminal, 1
Exons: 4
Coding region: 1-750 (249 amino acids)
Source: RefSeq, a predicted model, not a curated record